Fukomys damarensis (Damara mole-rat) is the source of this 1802-nucleotide messenger RNA. RefSeq names its product mitochondrial trans-2-enoyl-CoA reductase (gene Mecr). Lineage: Eukaryota; Metazoa; Chordata; Mammalia; Rodentia; Bathyergidae. Gene Ontology annotation, molecular function: trans-2-enoyl-CoA reductase (NADPH) activity. The coding region runs from base 385 to 1278 and encodes 297 amino acids. The record is from RefSeq and is a predicted model, not a curated record. Gene Ontology annotation, cellular component: mitochondrion. The transcript is spliced from 10 exons. Gene Ontology annotation, biological process: fatty acid metabolic process.
AGCUGUGUAUACGAAAGCAUGCACUCCUCGAUACUUAACUUUCUUUUAAAAGCCCUUUAUUCUUUCUGCCCCUGAUCAUCCUCUCCUUUCUAGUUAGCCAUUUUCUGUAGAGAGUUUCUCUAUACUGGUUUCUCCCCACUGUUCCUCAGUCAUGGUGAAGCAUUACCUUCCUCACUUUGGUCGGGAUUUGGUUCUCCCCAGCUCCUGGACAGCAAUGGGAAGUAGUUGGGGAUUCCCAAACUCACUUCAAGAUGCUGACGUCGAGCCAUAUAAAUAAGAAUGCCAACUUUGGAGUUACAUAAACCUGCCACUUAGCAGUCAUCUAAGCCUGUACUAAAGAACUUGGAGCUGGCUGCCGUGGGAGGAUCAGACAUCCGCGUGAGGAUGCUGGCGGCCCCUAUCAAUCCAUCUGACAUAAAUAUGAUCCAAGGGAACUAUGGACUCCUUCCCAAGCUGCCUGCUGUUGGAGGAAAUGAAGGUGUUGGACAGGUGGUAGCAGUGGGUAGCAGUGUGACUGGGUUGAAGCCAGGAGACUGGGUGAUUCCAUCAAAUCCUGGUUUGGGAACCUGGCGGACCGAGGCUGUGUUCAGUGAGGAAGCCCUAAUCAAAAUUCCCAGUGACAUCCCUCUUCAGAGUGCUGCCACCCUGGGUGUCAACCCCUGCACAGCCUACAGGAUGUUGGUGGACUUCGAGCAGCUACAGCCAGGGGAUUCUGUCAUCCAGAAUGCAUCCAACAGUGGAGUAGGGCAAGCAGUCAUCCAGAUCGCCGCAGCCCUGGGCCUGAGGACCAUCAAUGUGGUCCGAGACAGACCUGACAUCAAGAAGCUGACGAGCAGACUGAAGGAUCUGGGCGCCGAGCACGUCGUCACAGAGGAGGAACUGAGAAAGCCUGAGGUGAAAAACCUCUUCAAGGACGUGCCCCAGCCCCGGCUUGCUCUCAACUGUGUUGGCGGGAAGAGCUCCACAGAGCUGCUGCGUCACUUAGCGCCUGGAGGGACCAUGGUGACCUAUGGUGGGAUGGCCAAGCAGCCUGUCACAGCCUCUGUGAGCCUGCUCAUUUUCAAGGACCUCAAACUUCGGGGCUUUUGGUUGUCCCAGUGGAAGAAGAACCACGGUCCAGAUGAAUUCAAGAGGCUGAUCCUCACUCUGUGUGACCUUAUCCACCAAGACCAGCUGACGGCCCCCGCCUGCACUGAGGUCCCCCUGCAGGACUAUCGGCGGGCCUUGGGAGCCUCCAUGGAGCCCUUCCUGUCUUCAAAGCAUAUCCUCACCAUGUGAUCAUCCCAAAGAGCCAGAGCAAAGCAAGAGGGGAGGCGGACCGCCGGGACUGACUGCAAGACCCUCAGGGGCCCAGACUGCUCUCUGUUCACUGCCCACCCCACCAGGAGGAAGAGAGGUCAGCCUUAUAAAUAAAGUCGGCUCAGUGGUGGAACAGAGCAGCGAGGCGCUAGCGCAGAGCGGGCAGCUGGGAAGAAAAAUAAAUAACUAAAUAAGUAAAGUCUGAACACCUUUAAAAAAUCAUAUGUAAGUCAUCCCCGAGGAGAAGGAGCAUCAGCAUCACAGCGCACCUGCCGACUCACAGCAGUAAGAGGCUCCCUCCCUGCUCCUCCUUCCCCUGUUCCCUGGGAUCAUUUCCUGAUCACCCUGAAAGCAAAGCCGGUCAGCAUCUCUGCCCUCAAGCCCUCACCCACAGCAGAGAAGCUUGUAAAAAGGAAGCAUGGUGAUGCACUUAUAGUCCCAGCACUAUGGAGGCUGAGGCAGGAGGAUUACCUGGAGUUCAAGGCCAGCAUGGGCUACAUAGU